AUGGCGGACAGACUGGAGCAGCGCUGCUGUAUCAAAUUUUGCCAGAAACUGAACGACAGCCAAGUGAAAACCAUUCCGAAGGUUCAAACGGCUUUCGGUGACGAUGCUAUGAGCAGCAGACAGAUUAAAGUGUGGUACAACCGGUUUAAAGACAGCCGCACCUCGGCGGAGAGCCAGCCACGCUCCGGUCGGCCAUCAACAUGCCGAAAUGACCUGUUCAUUGCCGAAGUGAACGCUGUGAGGAUGCGGGACCGUCGUGUGACUAUCCGAGAAAUUGCGGAAGACGUGGGCAUCAGCAGUUUCUCUGCACAUUCCAUUAUGAUCGAAGGUUUGGCCAUGAAGAGAGUUGCGGCGAAAUUCGUGCCGAAGCUACUCAUGGUGGAGCAAAAGCAACUUCGUGUUGAAGUCUCACAGGACAUGCUGGAUUCCACAAACAGUGACCCAGACUUUAUGAACACCAUAAUCACUGGCGGCGAGUCUUGGGUGUACGGGUACGAGCCGGAAACCAAAUCCCAGUCGUAA
Ixodes scapularis (black-legged tick) is the source of this 522-nucleotide messenger RNA. RefSeq names its product protein GVQW3-like. The transcript has a single exon. The record is from RefSeq and is a predicted model, not a curated record. Bases 1 to 522 code for a protein of 173 amino acids. NCBI's taxonomy places the organism in Eukaryota, Metazoa, Arthropoda, Arachnida, Ixodida, Ixodidae. Gene Ontology annotation, molecular function: nucleic acid binding.